AUGCAGGGCGGAUCCAGCGGCAUCGUCUACGGCGGCCUCAAGUACCAGGCAAGCAAGCAGCAGCAGCAGCGCCUGCUGGAACCUUCUAGAACAACUUGUCUUAACCUCUUCCUCCUUUCUCUGCUCUUGCAGGCGCGGUGUAUCGCCGACGUGCGUGCGGACGCCGGCUCGACCACCUUCCUCGCCGGCACCCUAAGCCUCAAGGAGGAGAACGAGGUGCACCUAAUCCGGCUUUCGCCGGCGGAGAGCGAGCUGGUGUGCGAUGGCCUCUUCUACCACCCCAACGAGAUCUGGGACCUCAAAUCAUGCCCCUUCGAUCACAGGGUCUUCUCCACAGUCUACACGUCUGGUGAGGGCUACGGUGCGUCAGUUUGGAAAAUCCCAGAGGUUAAUGGGCAAUCAAACUCACCUCAACUUGAGCAGCUCUUUGAGCUUAGUGGGCAUACGGGCAAGACUAGACGUGUGGUUUGGUGGCCACUUGGAAAGCAUGAUAAACUAAUUAGCAUUGAUGACCGAAAUAUUUUUCUUUGGAACAUAGACACGUCAAAUAAAUCAGCUAAGGUGAUCUCACAGGGAUCAGCUGACAUGCUUCCAAAUUUACGUGGUGGAGCUUGGGAUCCACACAAUCAUAAUUCAAUUGCUGCAAUAUCUGAUUCAUCACUUCAGUUGUGGGAUCUACGUUCUAUGGAAAAAUCAACUGCAAUUGAACAUGCACAUAUACGGGAUGUGGAUUAUAACCCCAAGAAGCAAAACAUUAUUGCAACAGCAGAAGACGAAUUUGGAAUUCGCUUGUGGGAUCUCAGAAUGCUUAAGCAUCCUCUAAAAGAUCUCCCUGGGCACUCACAUUGGACAUGGGCUGUUCGGCACAAUCCUGAGUAUGACGAGCUGCUUCUGAGUGCUGGAACAGAUUCAACUGUAAAUUUAUGGUUGGCUAAAGUUAGCAGUGACGAUUCUGAAUCUGAUAGCCCUUCUGGUUCACCCAAUAGGCAAGAAGAACCAUUACUGAACUCAUAUACUGACUACGAAGACAGCAUCUAUGAUUGUCUUGGAAUCAGUCAAGCCCUACUUGCAGAGAAAAUGAAUCUUGCUCGUCUAUCUAUUUUGAAUCGAUGUUGUAUAUUUGAAAAGUGUUCAGGAAAAGGUCUUGAGUUAUAUGAUGAGGUGGAGUUGGACUGA
Molecule: messenger RNA, 1176 nt
Organism: Miscanthus lutarioriparius
Lineage: Eukaryota; Viridiplantae; Streptophyta; Magnoliopsida; Poales; Poaceae
Source: the annotation of a GenBank genome assembly